AUGGCUUUGUCGGAUCAUGAUGCCCAACGCAGGGAUAGUAUGAUGACUCAAUUGCAGGAACUCUUUGCCCCACCAACUGCCGAGUCAUUAGGCAAGAAAGGGUUGGUCGGAAUCCCCUCAGCUCGGAGAUCUAAAAAACACGAGGUAGUGCACACAAAUGAAGUCUCUGCAUCAUCUGUAGCCCGGAUUUCCUGUAAGGAUGAUCCGAUUUGGCGCAAGCCGCGGCCCAAUUGCCACGACUAUUGCGAUAGCUGCAAUUGCUCUGAGGGUGAUCGACUUGUUUGUGAUCGCUGUCCUGCCAGUUUCCACCUAGAGUGCCUGGAUCCCCCUUUGGAUUCACACGAAGCACCUACAGGACUUUGGUACUGCCAUCGCUGCACUAUGCUCUCCAGGGAUGAGGAAGAGAGCAGCUCCUCAUCGAGUUGCCAGAGCAGUGGUGUGGCUUCGAGUGGAGGUGCCUCCUCUGGUCGAGCUACCAUAAAGCAGGCGGAGGACGCAAACGGGAUCGCGCAGCGUCGUUCGGCCGCGGCGGUACCUCGCACAGUUCUCACUGGGCCCUCGGGUCGUACGAACGCUACUGCCGCCGAAGUGGUCGGCUGGCUCACCACCGGUCGGCGUACCGCUGCUCUCAAAUCCUCGCCCCUCUCUCUUCUCUGGGAUGUCCUCAAAUAUGCUCGCUUUCUCAAUCCCAAAGAGUUUGAACUACCUAAGGACUUGAUGCCUGGAAUCAAAAUACCAGGUUCGUACAAAACCUUGGCUGAGCGCAAAGCGAAUCCCAUAAUUGAACUGGAAAACGGUCAGAUUCCGAGACCUAUUCGACGAUGUUACAACUGUGCCAGAACCUGUUUCCAUGCUCCUCUUCUUCCUUGUGACUACUGCACGGCAUGCUUUCACCUGGAGUGUCUAGACCCCCCAUUGGCUCAGUUCCCACCACGUUCCGAUCGGUGGAUGUGUCCAGUUCAUGCGGAGCACACGGUCGACAAGUGUCUGGUCCGGUCGAUCCGUCUCUCGGAGCGCAUUCGCGCAUGGAACCAGCUGACAGUGUUCAAUCCCAACCUUUCGCUCAAGGCAUCUGCAAAGAAAACUGAUGAUGUCUUCGACGGAGCUUCCCACACCAUCCAAUACGGACCCGAAGACGAACGGGCUGUACUCUCCGCCUUCCUCCACAACGUCCGCCGCCGACGUCUCGAGGCCUACGCCGCUCAAGAGAUCAUCGGCACCCUAAGCCCCAAAUUGUCUGCACUCCGCUCCCUCUCUCCCGCGCCCAUUGUAUUUAUUCGUAGUUUACUUGAAUUUUACCUUCGAGAAUCCGCUCAACCAUGCGCUAAGACGAGUUUGGAUAGGGGGACUGGUUUGAAGACCUGCGAUAGCUCAGUAGCGAGUUCUCUCACACCACUCUCCACUGCCUCCCACCCUCCGGUCGAUGAGGCUCAAGAGACGAACGUAUCUCUUGCUGAUAAGAUCAAGGGCGUACUCAGUGAACUCGACAGCGGCGUCUCCAUAAAAGCGGGUGAGGUGCCUGCCAAACUGAUGGAGUGUGAGUGCCAUCUCUCCUCAGCUCUCUUGAAUCGUCCUGUCAGCCCGAGGCGGUUCGGAGACGUCCCAGAUGUCGCCAGACCUAUCCCUUGCUUGCCUGGUCGUGCUGUUCUCAUCGCCUGUGGGGGCACCACCGGCCCCUCUGUGCCUAUGUCCUACCGUCAACUCGUCAUAGGCUCAGCACCGGAUUGUCACCUAUGUUUGGCAAACUAUCAGUCCUCCAAUAAAGUGCAAUGUCCCAACGUCUCGCCACUUCACGCCACCAUAUUUUACGAUGAGUGGAGUCGUCAAUUUGAGUUGCUCAACUACAGUGAGUUCGGCAGUCGCGUCGACUCUAUUCCUUUCGAAAAUGACAUCAGCGAUAAAGCUGCCUACCGAUGCGAGACUUCAGGCCUCGUAAAGCAUGUGCGCAAUAUAGUUGAAGCAGGUAAAAAUGGUAGCUCAAGCUCACGUAACCUUUUAAGGAUGAUCGCAAGAAAUCGUCCUGACUACAAUCACUCCUGCAUUGGUCAGGAAAAGGACGCUACCGGCGCCGGCUGGGAGGGCUCGGCGAUUCUGCAUCACGGCUCUGUGCUUCAAUUCGGCUGUUAUUCUUUCACCUUCAGCCUAGUUGAUUGGCUCAAACCGCCCUCAGAGGAUGACGGUGCCGACAACACUGGCCAUAACAUUCCUGUCGUGGUUGAGCAUGGCGGUGAUGGCAAAGACACCGAUGUUCUAAUGAGGGAGGCGGAUAAAAUGCACUAA
Messenger RNA from Echinococcus granulosus, 2280 nucleotides. RefSeq names its product PHD finger protein. Gene Ontology annotation, biological process: negative regulation of transcription by RNA polymerase II. The record is from RefSeq and is a predicted model, not a curated record. The transcript has 10 exons. Bases 1 to 2280 code for a protein of 759 amino acids. Gene Ontology annotation, molecular function: transcription corepressor activity; protein binding. NCBI's taxonomy places the organism in Eukaryota, Metazoa, Platyhelminthes, Cestoda, Cyclophyllidea, Taeniidae. Gene Ontology annotation, cellular component: nucleus; Sin3-type complex.